This is a messenger RNA of Gymnodraco acuticeps, 1392 nucleotides long. Its product is annotated as troponin I, slow skeletal muscle-like. Gene Ontology annotation, cellular component: troponin complex. The record is from RefSeq and is a predicted model, not a curated record. Lineage: Eukaryota; Metazoa; Chordata; Actinopteri; Perciformes; Bathydraconidae. The transcript has 5 exons. Gene Ontology annotation, biological process: muscle contraction. The coding region runs from base 181 to 636 and encodes 151 amino acids.
UUCAAUCCCUAUUUUUUGUUUUUCUAUCUAUAAAUGCAAUUUAAAAAGAUCAUAUGCAAUUUGCUGUAUGUAUAUUUAUAUGGAGUGUUUCUUAUGUCUGAAUUAUAGAAACAAAAAUCAAAGAUCUCCUCCUCUCGAAGGCUGGGGUUGAAGAUCAGACUUCUGACAGUGGCAGCUCAGAUGCUGCAGGACGAGACGGAGCAGAAGCUGAAGGAGAAAGAAGCGGCUCUGGCAGAAAGAGUUCCUCCUCUUAGCAUGUCUGGUCAGUCUCUGCAAGAGCUUCAGGAUUUUUGCAGAGACUUGCAGCACAAGAUCGAUGUUGUAGAUGAGGAGUGGUACGAUAUCGGUCUCAAGGUGUCCAAAAAUGAGAAAGAGAUUGAAAACAUGAAACUGAAGAUCACUGAGAUCCAGAGUAAGUUCAAGAAGCCGACCCUGAGGAGAGUGAAGAUCUCAGCUGAAGCCAUGCUGAGCGUUCUGCUGGGCUCCAAACACAAGGAGACCAUCGACUUCAAGGCCAGUCUCAAAACGGUCAAGAAGGAAGAGGAAAAGAAAGAGGAGGUGACUGACUGGCGUAAGAACGUGGACGCCAUGUCUGGUAUGGACGGCAGGAAGAAGAUGUUUAACGCCGGCCAGUAGAUUCUGUAUCAAUAUUGGAUCAUUCAAUGGAUUGAUGGAUCAUUACAGCCCUUUUUGUUUUAAUAAUUGCUUAACUUUGCUGACUGUCUUACCUUUAUUAUAUUGAUUGAGGAAUUAAAAGUUGGACAACUACCCUUAAAACCAGGAUGGACUUGCUCGUUUUAAUAUUAUAGUUAUAAAGGAGAGCAACUGUUUAUCUAAAGCAUAUUUUAAGUUGAGGAUUUAGAGAAUAGUAAAACGGAUUUCUUAGUCACUUACAGCUUUGCAUUAGAGUUGUGCCUGUAGAAUAGAGUAUAGAGGAGAGUAUAUAGAAUAGAAAGCCUUUAUUGUCAUUGUACAAAAAACGAGAUUUGUAGUACAACGCUGUCACAAGUGCAGACAAACAAUAAAAACACGCUAGGGGGGAAUAAAUAGUUAAGAACAAUGGCGUGAAAAGCUAUAAAGGGAAUUUUUAAAAAAACGCAUAUAAGUAAAGUAAUUGAAAGAGUAUAUCACUUGAGACUAUAGGCUUGGUGGCCUGAGGUAGAAACUGUAGAACUGUAGUUCUCCUCUGUGUCCAUGUGAUGGCAGCAGAACUCUUUAAACCAUCUCUCAGACACUUGUAGAGCUACAGGAUAAUAUAUUGAAUGUGGAGAGACAUUGUUUGUAAUAAACAACUGCUAGUUUGUUCUCUGCUGUGAUAUAUGUAUAUCAAGCUUGUCAGACAUUCAACAUAUAUUGCCUAUUAAAUGCUGAAGAUUAAACAGCAUGAUUGCA